ACCAAGGCCCUCGGCGCACCCGAGCUCCCGGAGUUGCGGCCAAGGCGGAGAAAUUGUUCGGCUUGGUUGCUGGCUGGUCGAGCCUCGCCUCACGUCGCCUUGUCCCGCCCCGCCCCGCCUCGCCUCAUCUGCCUCGUCGGCCCUUCUUGUCAUGCCGAGUACUGUACGUACACGAAGGCACGGAUACCGAUGGGUAUAGUAUACGUAGCCGGUAUUGCUUUAUUCUUAUGGCUGCACCGAUCUCAACAUUUCUUCUACGCAGUAAGCAGAACGAUAGCAAGCUUCGGAGCAGCGCAAAGAUAUGUUUUUUUUUUGCAGGUAGGUGACCCAACUCCCUUGUUGAGGUGGCUGCCAAGGGCCUGGCCGGGCUCUCUCCUGAAUUUCCCCAGGGGCAAUAACAGCAACAACACAAGUGGCGGGGUCAGUCACAGCCGCGCCAAGAUUCAUGAUUCAGGACUAAUUCUUAUUGCUUCUCCUUCGGUAAAGUGGCGGAGAAAAGGGAUAUAGUGGCUCCCGCCACGGCUGGCAACAUAGCACA
This is a messenger RNA of Lasiosphaeria miniovina, 538 nucleotides long. RefSeq lists its product as uncharacterized. The record is from RefSeq and is a predicted model, not a curated record. The transcript has a single exon. Bases 190 to 507 code for a protein of 105 amino acids. NCBI's taxonomy places the organism in Eukaryota, Fungi, Ascomycota, Sordariomycetes, Sordariales, Lasiosphaeriaceae.